Paramuricea clavata is the source of this 2774-nucleotide messenger RNA. The record is from the annotation of a GenBank genome assembly. Lineage: Eukaryota; Metazoa; Cnidaria; Anthozoa; Malacalcyonacea; Plexauridae.
AUCUGGAGAAUCUGAAAGUAAUGCGGAAGAAGAUUGCACAGGUAAAAGCGACCUAACCCAAAAAUUCCAUGAUAAUGCUAUAAGAAUAAAUAUUUUUAUAGCAAUAAGGAUAUAUUUUAUUCUGUUUUUCUUUUUAAUUUAUAAUUACUAAUAAUAGUGGUUGACCGAUAAUCGGUAUCGAACCGAUUUUUGCCUCAUCGGUGAACAAUCGGAAUGAAUCCGUGUGAAGCGUGCCAUUUAUGAACGGUUGUAACGAACUUUGGUUGCAGUAACAUGUUACAUUGGAAAUUGUCAUUAAUUAAAAAUUCGAAAUGAAUGUGUCACCUUUACUCGGUCGACUGAUAUUAUGACGUCAUUAUAAAAUCAGUAUCGGGUAGAUUGUUGCAUGAAUAAUCGGUGAUUUCCGAUUGUGGCAUAAUCAGUCAAUCACUAAUUAUUAAAUUAACUCUUAUUGAAGUUUUGGUAAAACUUGGAAAUUUGUCAAUUGUAUUGGUUUAAAGGGACCGCCCAAGAAAGGGAUCGUCCAGUGACUCAUCGUCAGGAAUGACUCAGGAGUGACUGACGAAUAAGGACGAUCACUUUCUUGGGUGGAAACGACGAUAGUGAAGAUCUUGAGGUAAUGAAAACUAUACAUGUAUAUUAUGUACUGUAUAUACACGAGGUUGAUUGCGAGAUCUAUAGAAUACGGACGUCAGUAUAGAAUAUAGACUGAUCUCCGUUUAUAAGUUAACAUACAGUACACCGUACUUCUUACUCAAAAUCUUCCCCACAUGAAGACAUGAAGAAUAAAGACGCUGGACGUCUGUACUACAUUUAAAGAUUUCCUCUGAAAUUACUGUAGAUGGCCGUUUCUAGAGAUAUUUGUUUCUGAUCGGCUAUUGUUUUAAAACUGUAUAUAUUUGAUUAAAGAAAAUAUUUGCGAGCAAAUAGGAAUUUUAUGCCUUCCGUCUCAGACUUUGGGGAGAUAAGUCGGUUAUUACAAUUGAUAAGCCGUAGUGUAUUAUAUAUUAAGCUGACAGAGAGAAGAAAUACCUAAGGUAUUAGGUAUAUCUUGAACAGACUCGGUUAUAUAUAGAUAACGAUUACGAAAGGGUUAUAACACAUCCCUAUGCUAAGUUCUAAGCAUUCACAUACAGCUUACCGUCAAAGGAACAUCACCUAUACUGAAGACUAUUAAAAACUUGAUAACCCACCUCCUCCCCAUGUUGCAUCCAUAGUAUAAUAUAUGUAUUGUAGUUUUAAUUCUAGCUUUUUAUGUUUUGGCGUAAUCUUGCCCUCACUUUUACUGGGCAAAACGGUUUCAGAACAUUUUAAUGUAGAUACAUAUCUUAUGUAUUAUAUUUCGAAAGUCAGAAUAAAGCGGCUGGGGGAAUCUUUACCCCCAGCCAGAUUAACCCAACAACGAGGUGAAUUAUUUACAGUGUUCUAUUUAGUACACUGCCCAGUAAACGGAGCUCAGGAGAUGCAACACUCAAGCCGAUAAUGCGUGUGUGGGAAGUAAUGUCUUCGUGUAUGAUACAUAGGCCUAGUUUAAGAUCGUUCGUUGAGACGGAAGGCAUAAAUGUAAGUCACAAUAGCCGAUCGUUAUGCUCGGGAACCUUGAGGAAAUUAUUUUGGUCCUUUGACAAUUAUAAUGAAACAGUGUCUUUUAACAUAAUCAUUUACAUACGACUUUUCCUGCAUAUAUUUCUUUCUUCCAGGACAAAGUUCUCCUAAGCGAAGUAAACCGAAUGAACGUGAGCGUGAUCCGUCCUUUGCCGAGAUUUUAUUUGACAUUGAUAUAAUUUACCACGAGAGCAAAGAAAAGAAAAGGGAAAGACUUCAAAAUCUUAUCAAACACAUUGUUGCCCUUUUGAACUCCGCCGGUGGAGUCAUACGAAUUAAUGAAAGUGGAAACGAUGAAAAGACAAUAAUUAAGCAACGAGACAUAUGGAAGCAGGGGCUGGAACAGACUCUGGUUGAUAUUCUCACACAAGAUGAGUACAAACAAUGUAUUCAUUUCAAUAGUGCUUCAAAGUUUCCGUAUUGUUAUUUGUUUGUCAGAAAGUCCAAGCGUGUUUGUACGCAAAGCAGUGGAUUGAAAAUACCAUUAGAAUGCAGCGUUAAAGAUGCAACUUACAAUGGUAUUUUGAAUAUUCUUCAUCAGAGCGUUUCUCAGCGUGAAUCAUCGUCUCUCGAAAUGAGUGAUGAAAACAUGGAACCAGAUAGUGGGUACACAGAUAAUAGUUCUACGUUCAGUUUCCCUGAUGAGGAACAUGCUGAGUUUCAUUAUGAAAAGAACGUUUCCUUUCAUGAAAGCGAUACCGUACAAUUCAAGUUCAUCAUUAAAGACUUGCUGAAAGGCAUUGAUAGCCAUUUACCGAACUAUGUUUCUGCGUUUGCAAAUCACCGUGGCGGUAAAGUGUAUUUUGGCAUUCAUGACGAUGGAACGGUAAAAGGCCAACUUGUUGAGGGUGAAGAUGAGAAAAGGGAGGUUAAAGAUAUUGUAGAAAAGGUGAUGAAAAGAAAGAACGAGAAUCAAGAGAUGGUCCGGAUUUGGGGCAAACCAGAUUUUAUCCCACAAUAUGAUGAGCAAUGGACAGUGGAAUUUGUGGAGGUAAUUGGUAAACCAGAGGGCGAAGAAAGAUGUGUGGUUGUUGUGAAAAUUUUUCCUUUUGAUGGAGGGAUGUUUUUGGAGCAUCCCUUAGCUUGGAAAGUUGAUGAAAGCUCAGAAGAAAUUGUCAAAAUUGAUUUUGUUGAAUGGAGAAAUUUACAUGCCUCUGGUUCAGGUUCAG